UUUUUUCAAAGUUGUUCUGCUAGCUGCAAAGCAACCCAGUUUCCCAAGAAAAGUGAGGAGAGAGAUUAGGGUUCGGCGCUGAGUGCGAUUUUGAAGAAGAUGUCGAUGGGGCAUGGAUGUGUAUUAUUUGUAUGUGCAGAUGAAUGAACAAGUAUGGCGUGUUACUAAAUUAGGAGACGAGAGUCAACCUCGGCCUGAGUUUGAACUAGUUUGUGAUAAUUCCAAUGGUGAAUUACCGAUUGGAAUGGGAUGUAUCUCUGUGAAUUCCAAAUUGCACAUGGUUGGGGGUCAAAAAGAGCAGAAAAUCACCGAAGAUGAUGAUGAUAGUUCUUCUGAGGUUGAUUAUGUUCCUAAUUUAAAAUCAUUUGUCUUGAAUUUGGAUGCAAUUCGCAUCUGCGAGGAUUUACCUAGUAUGCAUGGUCAAAAGUUCAAUCCUCUUGUAGUCAGUGUUAAUGAUAAAUUUUAUGUUCUGGCAAGACGACCAAUUUACAACUAUGACAAAGCACUUGAGUAGCCUGUUUUCGAGGUUUUUGAUCCAGAGGAAAGAGCUCCCUAGACCGCCCUGGACUGACCCUGCCCAAUUUAAAUUAGGUGGCGAUUAUAUCUAUCAUCACUUUGUUUGGGGUCGUAAGAUAGUGUUUUGCACCCGGGCAGGUUUCUACAUUUUUGACACUGACAUGAAUAAAUGGGAUUUUACUGACGAGAAGUUGUCUCCUUUCCCUAUUAUCUCUUGUGCUUCAGCUGAAUAUUAUGGGUUUUUAAUUGCCAUGCCAUGGGACCAUCAACAGCUCGUUGUUUACCGGUUGGAUUCGGAUUCGGAUGCGGAUGCGAUUGCCAAGCCUUAUCCUUAUCGGGUGCUAGAUGAGCUUUGGCCUGUGUUCAAUCCUCCAUUUGCUGGACGCGAAUUCCAGGGCUUUCUUACCCAUUUGGGUGAUGGUGAUGGUGAUGGUGGCUGUGGAAUGUGUUUAUUGUAUGCCGGUUUUGAUUACUAUAGUAGGUGGUGUGCACGUGUAGCUAACUUUCAGGUUUCCAUCUCAUGUAAUGAUGCUGGUGAUUGGUUCCUCUAUGCAUAUCUUGAGACCCUGCAACAUUAUGAUUUUGAGAAAUUUGAUAAUCCUGCUAGAUGGAUUGAUUCUGCUUUUGUCAUGUAUGUUAGGUGUGAUUAUUUGAACAAGCAUGAUGUUGAGGCUGAUAAAAGUUUAAUGGAUGCAUGUCUUUCUGGAUCAGAUAGGGGUGAUUAUUUGAACAAUCACGAUGUUGAGGCUAAUGCAAGUUUCAUGGAUGCAUAUCUUGCUAGAUCAGAUGAGUAUUAUUAUUUGAACAAGCAUGAAGUUGUGGCUGAUGCAAGUUUCAGGGAUGCAUAUCUUUCUAGAUCAGAUGACAAUUUUGGAUUGGUUGUUCGUUACAUAAGCCUUUCACGGCUAGGUCAGAAUUAUCCAGAUGAAAGUUAUAGCUACAUUGAGUGCUUUUGGCCCGUCAAGUGCUGGCGUGUUAAUUUGAACCAGCUUAAUGUUGAGGUUGAUGGAAGUUUCAUGUGUGCGCAUCUUUCUGGAUUGUAUAGGAAUAUGAUUGCUCUGCAAGUCUUUCCCAACACAACUUCUAGUUGUUUGGGACUUCUAUAACGAUAAGAUCUCACCUGUUGAUGAGUUUUACUCCAUGUACAAUACCGAACCCUAUUACGGAUGACAGAUUGAAACCCUUGUUGCCUUGAGCAAGUGUAGCAGCAGCUUUACCUACCUUUUGUAGUUACAAAUACCUGGAGCCAUAUUUUGUUUUGAUCUUAGAUUGGAUAUGUAACUAGAUGGUUUUUAUUUUUGUAUUUGGUGAUACUUUGGGACUUGGUUUGCAUUCUAUAAAUAUUAAAUUUUCAAUGGUAAAGUCCUAAACUUAGUGUUUUAUAUACUUUAUUACUUCCUUGAUAUCCCAUGAUGUUCCAAAGUUUAGGACAUCACAAUUUGGUAUCAGACAUAUUGUUUGAUUUGGAUUUGACUAUCGCCUUGUUCGCUGUAGGCCAUGAUUGUGUCACGUGUCUGUUCUAGGACCCAUGUAAUUCUAUGCUAAUUUUAACCCCCCACAGUUUUCUUUUCAGAGGAAGCUUCACAUUUAGUGAGUUCUUGAGUUGAGAGUUGCAUUUAGGUCCUUUAACUCUUGCAAUAGGCUUAGCUAGUGUCAUCAUUAUUUUCUGGUCACUAUGCUUAAAAACAUAUGGAUUCUUCCUACCUAAGUGUUGGGCAUCUACAAAAAUUAAAGGACAGCCAAGAAGCACAUGGGCUACAUCCAUGGGUAAGACGUCGUAGAUAAUUUUGCCUGAAUAAUUACUUAUUUAAUGGGCAUUAGAAACACUUGGAAAUGGGAAAAGAUAUCUUAUCAUUCCAUGCAACCUUAUAUGACUGAGGAUGAGGUUCUAGCUGAGUUUGAAUCUAGCGACAGCUGACUUGGACACCACAUGUUAGAAUUUACCAGAAUUUACCACUCACCUACUACCUCCACUAUCUUUCUCCACACCUACCACCUCCACUAUCACACACUCCACUACCAUCCACCUCCACUAUCACACACUCCACUACCAUCUUCUCCUCUAUAUAUAGGAAUUGUAAUAUACAGAAUAUGAACAAUCUUGUAAUAACAUCAAUACAUCAAUCUUGUAAGAUAUCAAUCAAUCAAUAAUACAUAAUUUCUUACACCACAUUAAUGGACCUAACAACCUUAUAAAUUCUAUCCUUCCAUUUCAUAAAAGUGUGACCUAGUGUGUUGCCAAACCUUGGUAUCGGAAAGGCUGGGAGUAGUAUAUCGCAUCUUAUCAAUGCAAGCUUUUGGGUUCUCAAUUGUUUUCUCAAAUUCCUCUAAGGAAUCAUGGUUGACAUUUGUGCAGAUUCAAACUGACUCAAGAAUAGACAAAGAAAGCAAAUAAAUAAAUCAACAAAUUCAAACUAUUCAGAACUAAACUCACCAUACCCACCUGUUUGGAACAUUCAAAUUUGUUCAAAUUUCGUUACUUUACGUCAAUAAAUUUCAAAUUAUGAACUACUAGGGUAUCCAUUGAAGACAUGCACAUAAAAAUAUCACCUAUUAUACUAUUAAAAAAAAAAAACACCAUCCAGUUAGUAUAUAUUAAUGUGUAUUUGGGAGAGGAAAGAUUGGGUACACACCUAACCUUUGGCAUAGUGUACAAAGUGGUUGGCCCGGGACUCGAACUCAUAACUUAUUAGGCUAAGGUUUUACCAUUGAACCAUUAGUAUAAUAUCACCUGUUAUACUAUAAGAACGCAAAAGCCAUAAUGUUUAUAGAAUCACAACACCACCACAAAAAUUUCUAAAAUUUCUGAAAAAUCAUUUAUAACAGUUAUACCCAAUAUAUCAUUUAUCAUGUCAAUUCCAACAUAUAAAUUCCCUAGCACUAGAAUUCCCAAAUUUAGUUCACAUUCAGUGCCUAGAUUUACCCAAACUUCAAUCCUCAAAUCAACCAUCAAAUCAAUGAUUUCACCAUAUGCAAUAACAUCCAUAGGAACUAAUAGGAAGCAUAUAACUCAACAAAGAAAGCUUAAACAUGAUGGAUCUAAACAAAAAAUGCUCUGUAACUUAAAACAUGCAAGCCACUCUACUAGAACUUUCUAGAGAGAUUCUUGCCAAUUAAGAGCUUCUAAUCUAUCCUGAAACAAAAAGCCCCAAACCUUGGUUCUUCAAGAGAUUAGGAAAGUCUAGAGUUUUGAAUAUGAUUAUUGGAUAUUUUUGUGGAGAUGGAAAAUGUGGCUGGCUGGGUUUUUUAAGGCAAGCAAGCAGUGGCCGGAUGUUUUGGUGGUGACAAUGGGUGGAAGUGGUGGUGCAAGAUUGGAGCUAUAGGAGGGUGUUUGGUUGUACGAAAAUGAGAGAAUAUCUAAAGAGAGGAGAGAAAAGGAGGAAAAGUGAGAGAGAUAAUAUAUGCUCUGAAAAGGCAAUGUUAUAUAAACUAUCAAAUUUCUCAUAAAUUAGUAAGAAAAGUUUGUAAGAUUUAUUAGUUUGUUUAGUGUUUUCUACAUCAUAAAUAUCCUUCACCCUUCGGCCAUUAAUAAACAUCUGAGUUGAGGGUUGACAAAGAAUGGAUCAAGAACUGGAGAGAAGAGACCAUUGUUGGGAGGUAGAUUUUUCUCCAUAUUCAACAUAUGUUUUUAUAAUAACCAUGAUGAUGAUCCAAAUUCGAGGUUUCACCUUUCUGAAAGAGGAAACCAAAUUAGGUCAUGAAUAGCGGUCGAGAUUUUGCUGCUGUUGGUAACCAUACAACUGCGUCAGUUCAAAUGGUGACUGACAUUGUUCUUUGUCCUCUUCUCUGCAUCUCUUUCUUAUUUUCUCUCUCCUGCUUUUUCUUAAUUUCUCCAUAAACCGAAACAACUUCUCUUUCUUGAGCCAUUUCUCUCAUCUAGGUCUGACCAACCAACUUGCCUGUAUCAAUAUAUUUUUAUUAAGCCAUGGUGAAUUGCACAGAUGCUUCGCACAAGCCAAAUGAGUUAGACAUAGCUGAUAGAUUGUAAUCUUAAAACACACCACACAUCGAUUAAAACAAAACACAAAGAAAACAAAAAAAAGUGCUUAUAUUUCCAGCGUCUUCUAACAUGAAUGAGAAGAAUAUUCAAAACCCAAGUAGCAUAACUUUGGCUGUUUCCCCUACAUCAGUUCAUGAAGUCAAAAGGGUUAAAUAACUAACUCUGAAUGCCAUGUCUAGGAGUAUGUAAUUCUAUUGGGGGGGUGGAAUUCCAUAUUUUAUUACAUGUUUUUGUAGACAAAUUUUUGGGACUCGAAGCAGGGUAGUAAAUUUUUUGGUGUUGCAUAGCAUUUUGAUUUAAUUUUUUUAAACAUGUAAUUUAGUUUAAUUUGAGUUUGUAUUGUAAUCCCUAUGGAUUUGUGUUAGAUUACAUAGUUGGGAAGUACUUGUUGAUGGUUCUUUAGUACAAAUUUUGUUGUUAUGUUUUUUCAUAGAGACAACUAACUC
Molecule: messenger RNA, 4962 nt
Organism: Camellia sinensis
Lineage: Eukaryota; Viridiplantae; Streptophyta; Magnoliopsida; Ericales; Theaceae
Source: RefSeq, a predicted model, not a curated record